CUCCUAGAUCUGUGUCUACAGGGGAUGAGGAUUUGCCCCCUGCACUCCCAGAUAGGACAAAGGAAUCUAAGCAGUUUAUAGGUGAUAAUGAUGAUGAAGAGACAGUAUCCAUAGCAAGCAAUGAUUCCAGCAACAUGGAACACGGUGGUGGAACACAUAUCCUUGACAAGAUGAAAGGAGCAUUUGGAAAGUUGAAGAUGCCGGGAAAAAAAAAAUCAGAUGCUACAGGAACUUCUAACUGUGAUGUUAAACGACAAGAAGCAAUAGUUCCCACACGUUCUUUUCCUGAUACAACACUACUGCCCACUCAAAUAAAACCCACUGAAAAAGAAGAUUUAGAAGAAGUUAUCAAAAAUGCACAAAAAAAGCACAUUCCGACAUUCAAUGUCAAGGCCCCUGAAAACCAUCUCGGAUAUCCUAACAGGCUGUUUGUUUUAGCAGGGCCAAGAGAACCUCCCCAAAGAUGGAAAGGACGAAGUGCACCCAUUAUUAAACAUUAGUGGGUGCCACACUUCAACUGAAUUCUAAUUGGUAGAAUACAGUCAUGUGACUUCCACAAAACUGAGUGUUGACUUGUUAUUUGAAAUUUAUUUGUGUGCAUCAAAUCACCAGAUUGGCAGCUAGAAUUGAACACUGGUAUAUGUGGGCAUUUUUGUUACAUUGUAAAUGUAAUUUACAUAAUCUGACACAAUAGUCAGUUUUAAAUAAUAUUGAUGGUCACAGCUCCAUCUUGGCGGUUACAACUUAUUAUCUCAGCACAUUUGAAGUAAUUAAUAUCAACUAAUUAUGCAAGACUGCCAAUAAAUAAAU
This is a messenger RNA of Saccoglossus kowalevskii, 810 nucleotides long. Its product is annotated as tyrosine-protein phosphatase non-receptor type 22-like. Gene Ontology annotation, cellular component: cytoplasm; nucleus. Gene Ontology annotation, molecular function: non-membrane spanning protein tyrosine phosphatase activity. Gene Ontology annotation, biological process: protein dephosphorylation. The record is from RefSeq and is a predicted model, not a curated record. NCBI's taxonomy places the organism in Eukaryota, Metazoa, Hemichordata, Enteropneusta, Harrimaniidae.